UGCCUGGCUACGUCCUCACCUAUUUCCCCGUCAGAGGAAGGGCUGAACCUAUCCGGCUGCUGUUGGCAGAUCAGGGCAUUUCCUGGAAAGAGGAUGAAGUGCAGAUUCCAGACUGGUUUUCAGGAAAAGAUGCCAGAAAGAAAGAGGCGGUAUUCGGUCAGCUGCCUCAGUUUCAGGAUGGAGACUAUGUCCUUUAUCAGAGUAACAGUAUUCUAAGGUAUCUGGGUAAUAAACAUGGACUGACUGGAGCCAAUGAUGAGGAACGUGGUCACAUAGACAUGGUGAACGAUGGCGUGGAAGAUCUGAGACAGAAAUAUGGGCGGCUUAUCUUUUUUGAAUAUGAGACAGGUAAAGAUAAAUAUCUCAAGGACCUUCCCAGUCAGUUGGAUUUCUUCGAGAGGAUCCUUUCUAAAAAUGCUAAUGGAUCUAAAUUUGUUGUGGGACAGAAGAUUUCCUUUGCUGAUUAUAACCUCCUGGAUAUCCUUCAGUGUCACCUUGAUUUGUGUUCAAAGUCCCUUUCAGCCUACCCUUUGCUCACUGCCUAUGUUGAAAGACUUGUUGCCCGGCCAAAAAUCAGCGAAUACUUAAAAUCAGAUGCCCGCAAUAAACGGCCUAUCACCCCCAAACACAAAAAGUGA
Xenopus laevis (African clawed frog) is the source of this 638-nucleotide messenger RNA. It is a transcript of the gene gstp1.L, whose product is annotated as glutathione S-transferase pi 1 L homeolog. Gene Ontology annotation, cellular component: nucleus; cytoplasm; cytosol. The record is from RefSeq and is marked provisional. Gene Ontology annotation, biological process: glutathione metabolic process. NCBI's taxonomy places the organism in Eukaryota, Metazoa, Chordata, Amphibia, Anura, Pipidae. Gene Ontology annotation, molecular function: glutathione transferase activity.